Molecule: messenger RNA, 2506 nt
Organism: Melanaphis sacchari
Lineage: Eukaryota; Metazoa; Arthropoda; Insecta; Hemiptera; Aphididae
Gene: Hgsnat
Product: heparan-alpha-glucosaminide N-acetyltransferase
Exons: 13
Coding region: 432-2198 (588 amino acids)
Source: RefSeq, a predicted model, not a curated record
GUCUCUAACUCUUUGAGUCAAUAUUAUUCAUAUGAUAGUCUAUGGUUGAUUAUAUUCAUAUAUUCAUUAUUUACACGAUAUUUUUCUCUGUGAUCACAGUACCUAUCUCCCCUAAUCAUUAUGUGUCCUCAAUAUUCUUAUGAGGAUGUUUUUUUUUUACCCAAUAAUAUUGUAUGAUGUCUACGUUAAUUAAUAGUUAUCAAAUCCCAUGACGGGCGAUGUCUAACGUGUGAUAGUCAUUAUUAUUAUUUUGUGUAUUUUUUGCUUAAUGCCGUUCACGUCGUUCACGACGUGGUGAUUUAAACAGUGGAGUCAUUCGACGGUUGCCAAAAUGGUUCAUCAUAUUUUGUUUGUUUCAAUGAUUAAAAAUAAUAAUUAUUAUUGUUAUAAUUUCCGAAUUCCUGUUACAACUGUUUUACACAAAGUUUGAAAUGGCGUCGGAAGAUUGUAAGAACCUUUUGUACGACCAAGCAUGCUUACAAGUAUGGGCAGACAAUGUGCCAAAUAUUUCAUUGUGGAUGCAAACAAAAGAAUGUUACAAAUGUGAUUUAUUGAAAACAGAAAACAUAUCCAAUAACAGAGUUACUAAUAUCAGAUUAAAUACAAUUUAUAGUCUUUGGCUUGAUUUAACCAAUGACAGCAGCCACAAUAAUUGCAGAACACUUCAAACUUUUGAAGAACAUGGUGUUUAUCAAUGGAAUAUUUCAAACAAUUUCAAUUGUUCCCAAAUCAAACAAAUAUCAACUCCUCAAGAUCUAUUUUUGCCAUUUGUUUAUGCAUUAUUGCUGAUAAUACCGUCUUUUGCUGUUUGGUUUUUCAUCAGUUACUUGCAAAGGACUUAUGUAGUGCCAUCUGUGUUCCGAUUUGCAUCAAAGACAGAUUUGGAUAUUGAAAAUACGGCCUCUAGCCGUAAUGUAUCAAUAAUUGAUGGUUCUGAUGUCGAAUUAAAAAAUGCGGAUUUUGGAACUGGUUCUAAUGAACCAGUUAUUAUUCAUCCUCAAAUUCCAACACCAGUCAAAAAUAAUAGUUAUCGUAUCACAUCAUUAGACACAUUUAGAGGGAUAUCUAUUAUAUUAAUGGUAUUUGUCAAUCUAGGAGGUGGACAUUAUUGGUUCUUUGAACAUACUCCAUGGAAUGGUAUCACAUUAGCAGACUUCAUAUUGCCUUGGUUUUGUUGGGUCAUGGGAGUAAGCAUAGCCAUAUCAUUGAGAUCUCAACUUCGUUCAAGCACUAAAAGAAAAUAUGUUUUUGGCCGUAUCGUUCGAAGAUCAAUUGCUCUUUUGAUCAUGGGUUUAGUACUAAAUUCUGUCAACAACAAUAAUUUAACUACUUUUAGACCUUUGGGUGUAUUACAGAGACUAGCAUUUGUAUAUUUCAUAGCAGCAACAUUGGAAACAAUUUUUAUGAAACCUCAACCCUAUUUUACGAAUACAAGAUUAGAUGUUAUUAGAGAUAUUAUUGAAAGUGCUCGACAAUGGAUUAUAGUAAUUUUAUUAGUAAUUAUUCAUACUAGUAUUACUUUCUUUUUACCUAUACCUGGUUGCCCUAAAGGAUAUUUGGGACCAGGGGGGCUCUACAACGGCUCGUCAAACAUUAAUUGUACUGGUGGUGCUGCUGGAUAUAUUGAUAGGCUAAUAUUUGGUGAAAAUCAUAUGUUCCCCGGUACUCCUAAACCUGUUUAUCAGUCAUUACCAUUUGACCCUGAAGGUGUUUUGAGUACUUUGACAAAUGCUGUACUUGUAUAUAUGGGUGUACAUGCUGGUCGCAUUAUAUUAUGUUAUCAGUAUACAAAUGAACGGAUUAAACGUUGGAUUGCAUGGACAAUAGUACUUGGUCUAACUGGAGGUUUUUUGUGUAACUUUUCUAAAGAAGAAGGCUUAAUACCAAUAAAUAAAAAUUUGUUCUCUUUGUCUUAUGUAUUUAUUACUGGAAGUUCGGCAUUCCUAAUAUUUAUUAUUCUGUUUCUUAUUAUUGAACAUUGGAGACUUUGGAGUGGAUCACCAUUUGCCGAGAUUGGCCAAAAUUCGAUUAUACUGUACCUUGGACACAAUAUAUUUUACAAUACACUUCCAUGGAGGUGGCAACCAGUGAAUGAGACUUCUCAUACAGAGUAUUUAAUUAUGGAUUGUUGGGCAACAAUAUUUUGGUGUGCAAUAGCAUUAGUGAUGCACAAGAAAAAUAUAUUUAUUGUAGUGUAAUUAUUAAUAAUUAAGUUUUAGAUUUAUAUUAAUAGCUAAAUUAUUAUUUACAAUGACUCAGAAUGUGGCAUUUUUAUUAUUCUCAAACCAAUGUACUAUAAACUGUUACAUUAUCAAAUUAUUUUCCAACUAUAGUAUUAAUGGAUCUAAUUGGAAUUAAAACCUAUUUUCUGCAUAAAAAUUUGUUUUUAAUUUGUUUAUUGAUCUUUAAGUAUGGAAAGAUAAAUCAUAAUUGUUGACUAAGUUUAAAGAAUUAUAAAAAUAGCUAUAUAUCUAAACAAAACAUAUCAGAGUUCCUGAGAACUUCC